AUGAUGAGCUCGAAAAAGGAUACUUCGUUUACGGUGCAGGGGAGGGAUACCCCAGUACCGGUCGGAUCGGGUGGUGUCGUGACAGGCCCCCACCGACCGCUACCCAGCGACUGUCAGAGCCCAGCAGGCGACCAGGCUGUAGCUCAUGUAGGAACUACUGGAAGCAAAGUCAAAGAACCCAGGGGGUUACCAAAUGUUGGUGUGAUCGACAUCAUAAGUGACGACACACCACAAGGAGCCAAGGCGCAACCACACAGUAGGCUGAACCUAUACAGCAAGCUCAAGAGAUGCGAUUCCCUGAGCAUGUCAGAUGUAAAUAAAAAACGCCAGGUAAAUGACACUUCCUUCAAGGAAGCAGGCUCACCUGUGAAAAGAAUAGAAGACCCUGUAGCCUUCGUCCUCAUUGAGGCACUAGAGAGCAUUACCAGCCAAAUCGGCUGCCUGGUGACAAAAAUGAAAGAGAACCCAAAUACGCAGAGGGGAAUUAAGGAAACCAUUGUGAAACUGGCUAACAGCGCCGAAGUUAUUAGGAGAAAGACAACGAAAGAGUGGUUGGAGACAAACAAAUGGGAGAAAGUCGCCAUUCCCACCUACGAAGUGGACACCCAAACUCAAUCGAAAGGAAGCAGUCGCAUCGGAGGAAGGGGGCGAGAACUGGACUAUUGCCCUAGAAAAAGGAAGAAGGAGCUGCUUAGUCCACAUGCAGGAAGCGCUCCCGUAAAUAUGGACGUGAACUUUAGGAAGCUGAGGGAUACCAGUAGGAACCUGGAAAGCAUAGCUCUAGGAAAUAAGAACACGAAAGUAGAGGUUAAAAAGAUGGUAUCGGAAAUGAGGGCAAUCACGGAAGUGAUGUUCGCUAAAUACCAAAAAUGGUUAGAUACAUUAGCGAAAGGAGAGGAGGCAGACACGACGCUCACAACUCAAGUGGACGAACCACGGACAGAAAGCGUAUUGCACGAGAAGCGCGAAACUAGAGAGAUGGGGACGCAGGUGAAUAUGGACACUACCGAGCAGGAUACUGAGUACCUCAUAAGGCAGAAGGUACAGCCGAACUGUACCUACGAGGAGAUAGCUCCAAUGCUGGAUGAGAGAUGGCCAGAGGACCUGUAUAAGGUAACAGAGGAGGAAAUAGGAAAUCUCACCAGGGAUGAUUCAGAACAUGACGUGGUACUCGUGCUGGACACAUCUAAGGAAGAGAAAAAAGGUCUCUUCAAGGCCUUAAUCGAGAAGUACCCGGAGACGGAGGACCUGGCUAACACAAAAGCAGAAAAUAUAGAGUACGUCAUUAAUACGACAAGAACUGUUUCCAGCAGGGGUGGCACGGUAGAGAGAGAGAAAUACAUAUACAUUCUCCCGUGCAAGGCGUUUGGAAGAGCGACAGAUACGACAGACGAAUUCUGGAAACAAGCCACAAAAUUGAAGGAAAUCAUGGACACGAACAGCAGGAAGAACAUCACGAUGGUAUCGGAAGGUAUAGACAGUGACUAUGGGAGGAAGGUGCUGGAAUGUGUAUUCUAUGGAUCAGAUUUUAAAAUCAGAUAUCUGCAGCCGGCCUGGAACAAGAAGAAGGACAGUGAAAGGAAAAACGCUGCGAAAGAAAAGGACAGCAUCGUCAUUGUAAAAGCCGGCGAGAGCUCGUACGGGGAUAUCCUGAAAAGAGUCAAAGAGGGAGUCGACAUCAAAGGAUUAGGUAUAUCUGUGAAGAGUGUAAGGAAACUGGGCAAGGGUGACCUAGCGGUAACAGUAGAAGGAGGACAGGUAAAUGCCGACAGACUGCGGACAGAAAUACGAAAUAACGUGAGAGACAUCGACGUGAGAGUAAAAACGAAUGACAUCAUCAUCGCAGUGACAGGGCUGGAUAUAACAACCACCGAGGAGGAGGUGACGGCUGCGAUAGCAACAGCGACUGGGAAUACAGUCAUUGAACAGAAUGACUACUCAUCAAAAAACGAAUCCACUCAGCAGUGGACAGAAGUGCAUUAUAAAAAGAAAGGAAAAAAACCAACAACAAAAACUCAAGAUCGCCAAGAAGUGACCACACGUCAGCAAGUACGUCGCAGUGUGAAUAAUAAACCUAUCGUAGGGUCAGAUUCAAGUCGAAAUUCAGACGAAGAUUUUGCCGGGGCGGAUCCGAUGGUUUGGCUGUAUGUCGGCCGUUGUAAACCGCAGGCAACCGCCGAGAAAGUCAGAUCUUACCUGGUCAAGAAGUCCCCAGAAUACGAUUUCUAG
Molecule: messenger RNA, 2229 nt
Organism: Phaedon cochleariae (mustard beetle)
Lineage: Eukaryota; Metazoa; Arthropoda; Insecta; Coleoptera; Chrysomelidae
Source: the annotation of a GenBank genome assembly